Molecule: messenger RNA, 466 nt
Organism: Staurois parvus
Lineage: Eukaryota; Metazoa; Chordata; Amphibia; Anura; Ranidae
Source: the annotation of a GenBank genome assembly
AGGAAAUGACCAGAGACUGUGGACAUAGUACAGGAGAUGACUAGAGACUGCGGACAUACUACAGGAGAUGACCAGAGACUGCGGACAUAGUACAGGAGAUGACCAGAGACUGCGAACAUAGUACAGGAGAUGACCAGAGACUGCGAACAUAGUACAGGAGAUGACCAGAGACUGCGGACAGUACAGGAGAUGACCAGAGACUGCGGACAUAGUACAGGAGAUGACCGGAGACUGUGGAGACAGUACAGGAGAAGAACAGAGACUGCGGACACAGUAAAAGAGAUGACCAGAGACUGUGGAGACAGUACAGGAGAAGAACAGAGACUGCGGACACAGUAAAGGAGAUGACCAGAGACUGCGGACACAGUAUAGGAGAUGACCAGAGACUGCGGACACAGUAAAGGAGAUGACCAGAGACUGCGGACAUAGUGCAGGAGAUGACCAGAGACUGCGGACACAGUACAGG